This is a messenger RNA of Xenopus laevis (African clawed frog), 5612 nucleotides long. It is a transcript of the gene or5f1l1.2.L, whose product is annotated as olfactory receptor family 5 subfamily F member 1 like 1 gene 2 L homeolog. The record is from RefSeq and is a predicted model, not a curated record. The transcript has a single exon. The coding region runs from base 2303 to 3334 and encodes 343 amino acids. NCBI's taxonomy places the organism in Eukaryota, Metazoa, Chordata, Amphibia, Anura, Pipidae.
UUAGUAAAUGUGCCCCAUAGUAUUUUUGACAAAAAAAGAUAAUUCAGUACAUUUGCAAUGUAUUAAAAGGUGAAUAUGACAAGUUUUGGUGAAUUAAUUUUUAAUUUUUCUUUGAAACUUUGAAUAUUUGAUAAUUUAUCAAGAGCACAAGAACAAAUUCAUUAUGGCCAUGAAGAAUUUCAUCAGGUUCAGGCUCACAAACUGCCAUUUUAAAGACAGACUAGCCAUCUCAUCAAAUACCUACAUAAUAUUGCCAAUGCUAAUAUUCCACAUAAGUCAUUCCUUUAUGGCACGAAUUUCCCCCUCUACAAUCGCAUAGUAUUUUGCUGAGAAUACACCUCAGCAAUAUUUCUGCAUAUUUUAAGUAACUUUAUGAUGUGGUUGUGAAAAUAUUCCUGACAUAUUGAGGGGAACUUUGAUGGAGUUAAAUGAGGAGACAUUUCACACUUUAGUAAAUAUGCCCCACUACACCCCCAAACUGAAGCAAUAUUUCACAUUACAGCAGAAAGUGUGCACCUUUUGAAAAAGCCUCAUUAACUAUAUUUUCUUGAAAAAGCACAACUUUAGCUAUUUUGUGCUUUUCAGGGUUCCAGAUGUAAUUUCUCAUAGAAGUUAUAGUCAUAGAAGUUUUUGGAGAUUUCAUCAGAAUAUUAAGGGGAAAACAGAUUAAAAGCAAAGUUUUUUUAAUCAAAAUCCCCAUGACAGCUAAUUAAAAUCGACUAAAUAUCAGUCCACAAACUCUUCCAAAUAGAAUGGUAACACACAUUCACUUUUUCAGUCUAGACAACCCAAUACUAUAGAUACCCCUUAGACCAGGGAUCCCCAAACUUAUUUACCCGUGAGCCACAUUCAAUUUUAAAAAAGAGAUGGGGAGCAACACAAGCAUGCAAAAAGUUCCUGGGGUGCCAAAUAUGGGUGUGAUUGAUCAUUGAUAGCUCCUACUGUAUGUGAUCUUGCAGCCAACAUGAGGCUUUGUUUGGCAGUACACCUGGUUUUUAUGCAACUAAAUCUUGCCUUUAAGCAGAGAAUUCAAAAAGAAGUACCUGAUUUAAGUCCACUGGAUGCAACAUCAAGGAUUGGCGAGAAACAUGUUGCCCGAGAGCCACUGGUUGGGGAUCACUGCCUUAGACUAUUAGUUGUUUGAAGUUGUUUGAAGAAUGCAUAGGUGCAAUAAAGAGUGGCAGUUAGGUAUUCUGAAUUUAAUGUUUUACAUAAAUAUAUUAUUUAUGAUAAAAAGUUCACCAGUUUCUUUCACAAACUGAAUACUGGAUUGACAUACUUCUUGUAAUAAAACCUAGAAAAAACAUUUUGGAUUUCUUUUUGUAAUAAGUGGAAGUUAAUUUCCUUAAGGAUAUUCCCUAACAAACAUUAAUUUUAGAAAAUAAAUUGCUCCCAGAAGAGAUGGUCUCCAGUGCUGGAACAAUGGAUAAAAGCAAGGGAGAUGUAGCCUGUUGUAUAAUGAGCAAGGUAAGACUGGCUUUCCUGGCAGUUACUUUAUAUUAGUCUCUUCAGUUGACACUGAUGAAUUACAGGAAUUCAAGUUUUUACAUUUAAAGUUAGUGAGUAACCAGCUAGUCAACUGCACACCACAUUUCAACGAGGGUAACUCCACAGAACUUGAUUUUCACUUUGAAUACAUUUAGCCCCUAAUUCUGUAGUUCCCCUUUAUGAAUUGUGGUGAACUUUAUUUAAAGCCCUUUUGUAUUUGUGAGGGUUUUAGCAUUUAAACAGUGAGGGUGAGGGUUUUAGCAUUUAAACAUAACAUGGAGCUUUAAGGAGACAUAUACUGUAUUUAAUUCAUUAGUAAUCAACUCUAAGGAAGACCUCUGAUAUUUUAUUCUUUCUCAUCAGUCUUUGAGAAUCCAGGUUGGAGAGGGCAAUAGAUUCUAACAGUGCCUAGUUGGGAUGCAACAUGGCCUUGUGGUAGGAGAUACUGAGCUGUUAAAUGCACGUUUAGGGUUAGCAACUGCCUGCUGUGAAUUGUCAUGUUUUGUGUUUAAUUCCUGUUGAGUAAUAAUGGAUAGCUUAACAAGUCUGUGCAAUGGGGUUUAAUAUUGCACAGAGUCAAAUGUCCUUCUUUAUUAUGUGUGCCCUAGGUUAAAACACAAAUAAUAAAAUGUUUACUGGGAUUAAUAAUACAUAGGCUACUGUGUCCUGAUGUAUUUAAUGCUAAUUCAUUGGACAUUUUCUUCUAGGAAGCGGUACAUUUGCUGAAAACGCAUUCUGCCGAAUUCACCCAGAUAUCAGCUUUAAUUAUUCCCGACUGUCAGAAAAAAUGUUCCUGGCAGGGCAGUUUAGGUAAAUGGGGAAAUAUCAAGCAGAUGCAAAGUGCAUCAUUCCUUGUUUCUUUUUUUUUUACUUGUUUCUUCCACAGUGGCCAGACAUGGCACAAGCCAACCAGACAACCGUGAGUGAGUUUAUACUACUGGGAUUAACCAAUGAUCCAAAAAUGGAAUUAUUUCUUUUCACUUUCUUUUUGCUGAUAUACAUUAUUACACUUUUUGGAAAUAUCGGUAUUAUAUUCGCUGUCAUUUUUAUUCCUGACCUUCACAACCCCAUGUAUGUCUUUCUCAGCAACUUAUCAUUUUCUGAUCUUUGCUAUGCUACUGUUGUCACUCCUAAGAUGCUGUACAAUAUGUUUUCUGGGAGAAAAUCCAUCGAUUUUAACAGCUGUGCCAUGCAGCUGUUUUUCUUUGCAGGUUUUGCAAGCACAGAAGGAUAUAUGCUGUCUGCCAUGGCAUAUGACCGAUAUGUGGCGAUAUGCCACCCGCUUCUUUAUGCAGUAAUUAUGAAUAAAAGAGCCUGCAGCUUUCUCUUGGCUGGUGUGUAUAUGACUGGAUUUCUCAUUUCAAGUAUUCACACAAGCUGCACUGUAAGUUUAUCCUUUUGUGGACCUAAUAUAAUCAACCAUUUCUACUGUGAUAUCCCACCACUAAUGGAACUCUCCUGUUCAGACACAUACAUUAGCAAAACCAUCAUAUUUGUUGUUGUUUUCUGUCUGGGCUUUUUCUCUGUAGCUGUUACACUGGCCUCUUAUUGCUACAUUUUUUUCACCAUAAUGAAUAUCAAGUCAUCUGGGGGGAGACGCAAAACAUUUUCAACCUGUUCCUCCCACCUCUUAUGUGUGUCCUUAUUUUUUGGAACAGUUUUCUUUAUGUACCUUCGUCCAGCAUCCAAAUAUUCUGUUAGUCAAGACAAAGUGGUCUCUGUGUUCUACACAAUGGUAAUACCAAUGAUGAACCCAAUCAUCUACAGCUUACGGAAUGCCGAGGUCAAGAAUGCAGUAACUUCAUACAUCAAUAAAUUGUUUCUCUCAAACAAUUUAAAGUUUUAGACUAAGGCAUUGAAUAUAUGCACUGUUACCUUUGUUAUGUAUCAUGCGUUACAGUUUUAAGAAUAUUGUUAAAUUCUUUUUUUCCCCAAGAAAUCUGCUAUGAAGCAUAAUGAAUAAUGUUUGUUCAUUAUACAGAUUAAUGUUUUUGUUGUUUGAUUAUUUGAUUAAUUAAAUAAGACUUUAAAUAUGGCGCCUUAUUAAAAUAGAUUUUUUUUGGAGGACAUAAAAGCAUGUCUUCAGUUAGAGGACAUGAGGUUUUUUUUUAAAAAUGAGAUCUGUAAAGUUUUAGAUUUAUCACCCAAAUCUGGAUGUCACAAGAGAGCGCUUUGUUUAUGUAUGUGUUUAAACCCAUGUUGCACCUUUAUUUAUUUGUUACAUAGCUUAUUAUAUAUCAGGGUCCCAGGCUUUUUUGCCAGUGAGCCAUGUUCAAAUUUACAAAGAAUCAUGGAGCAGCACAAGCAUGAAAAUAGCUCCUGGGGGUGCCAAAUUAGGGCUAUGGUUGGCUAUUUGGUAAGCUCCAUUUUGACUGACCGUCUACAGGGGGCUUUGUUUGGCAGUACACUUGGUUUUUAUGCAACCAAAACUUGUCUCCAAGCCUGGAAUUCAAAAAUAAGCACUUUCUUUGUGGCCACUGGGAGCAACAUUCAAGGGGUUGGUGAGCAACAUGUUUCUCACAACACUGAUAUAUAUAUAUAUAGACAGAGAGACUUGUAUUCAACUGAAAGCUUACAGUGUAGAUUUCUUUUCAGGAAGGUAUUUGGCCAAAAUAUUUUGGCACUUUUAUUUGUAGGAACCAAAAAAUGUGAAAAAAUUACAUACUUGGGUCUGUUGGCAUUGAUGCAUAUUCCCUUAGUAUGAACAAAUAUAUUAUUAGUAUAUCAUAAAGAUUCAUUGGGGCUUACUGACAAAUGUACAUUUUUUUACCCCUCUGUAUAUAAUACAAAAUACAAUCAAUGCAAAACUCUUUUCUGCACUGCAACAACUCUUUCUUUUGCUUGGAAAAUAGCUUAUUUUAAAUUGCUAAGCUUUUUUAAAUUGCUAAAUUGCUAGCACUCCCUUCUCCUUCCAAUGAUUAAGAUGGUUUGGGCAACAUGACCUUGCUAGCCUGAAGAAUGCAUUCACAGUAAUUGUUUAGCGAGGGUUCUGAGCAUUAUUGAAUGUGCUAUUUGAACUAUGUAUGUAUGCACACUUCUAUUUACAUGGAUUAAUUUGCAUUCAUUUUAAUAUAAUGCCCAUUUAAUUAUUAGGCUCGUCGAUUUCCAUGGCACAGAAUGGAAUCUCAUUGCUCAAAGCAGUUGAACACAUUCUGAUAAACUAACACAUUAGGUAUAAGAGGAAAUGCUUUCAUUAAUGUGUCAACUUUAAUCCAAGCAAUACUUUAUUAACAGUAAAAUUUAGCCAUCAGAAUUCCCCUAUUGAAUUGUAAUAAAUCUACCCAGUUUUCUCGAAAACAACUUCCAUUUGCUUUUACAUUGUAUAAAGAUAGUCCUGCAAAUUAUUUCUAUCAUUUAAAUUAGGAGCUAGUAUAAAGAUGACUAUUCCUCUAAGCAUUACUUUCUUUAAACAAAAUAACCUCAUUAUAAAAGACUAUCAAAGGUUAUUAAAAUUCUUUAGUAAAAGGAGUCAUUAGAAGUAAUAUUCUAACAAAGAAACCUUCCCCCUUAUUGUGUAGAAGAUUAACAAGUAGCCUCAUAACAUUGUGGUUUGUUAUAGCCUUAAUCAUUUCUCAUGCCAUCACUAGAUAAUACAUUGUGCUUAUGGCGGUGAUAGAGUUUGUUUUGCUGCAAUGUGCAAAUGACUCAACUAUUUAAUUUUUUUUCUUCUUUAUAACUUUAAAUAAUCCAACAUUUUCAUAAUCCAAUGUGUGCAUUACUCAGCUGUCUGUGACUUGCGCAUAUUUUCUAUUACACUGUUAGUACUCCUGAGAUGACUGAUGGUAAAUGAUGUAAGAUGUAAGUUUUAAUGACUGUGGACUGCAAUUGUAGUUCUUUGCUAUGUAGAUGACCAUUGUCAUUUGGCUUUGCCAUUAUUGUCAAAUGAAAUUGAAAUAUAUUUUGUUGUUAUGGAACAACAUAAAUAACCUUAGAUUUUCCUCAUUCAGAUUUUUUUUUUUUACCUACCUUUGUUCACGUACUAGCAGUUGUAUAUUAAUGUUGUUAUUGUUGUCAACACUGCGGUGAUGCAAAUAAACAAAGCAAAUAAAGGUCCAUUUACUAAAGUGCAGUAAAUGUGACUUUCUGUAUGUUAUCGCUGCGAAUAUUUUUCCGCCAGAAUAUUC